Molecule: messenger RNA, 1647 nt
Organism: Durotheca rogersii
Lineage: Eukaryota; Fungi; Ascomycota; Sordariomycetes; Xylariales; Xylariaceae
Exons: 3
Coding region: 1-1647 (548 amino acids)
Source: RefSeq, a predicted model, not a curated record
AUGGACGACAACGCGUAUGCUCAGCCAAGCUCAGGCCAGAUGCGCAAUAGUCUCUCGGGAGAUUCGAAUAUGCACGGUGGUCGGCAGCAUAUUGGAACUCCAUCCAGCUCCGGCUACACUCACGAUGUUCCCACCACCUACGCUGCGGUGGCCCCGUUCAACACUUACUCCGCGCCAUAUGAUUCUUCCCUCCCCACGCCGGUAUCCGUGGCUGGAUCUCCUCCGAUGAAUGAACGGACUUCAAAAGCUAUGCGCCCGUACUCCCAGCAUCGCGCGACCUCGCAGCAGCCCACUCCGCCCAGUACUUCGCGCCCGUGGCAGGGCUAUCAAAUGAAUGCCGGGGCGACCUCGCCGAUUGCCCUGCAGCAGCCCAACCCCGACAUGCUGGAGAUGCAUGGCCUGGAAACUCAUUCUCCCGACGACCAUGGACACAUGGUCUCCGAGCCCCCAUUCCAAUGGGGUCAGUACGCGGUUUCCAGCGUCGAGGCGCCAGAUGAGAUGCAGUCCGAGAUGGCACACCCGUCGCUGUUCCCGAUGCCGGGCCUGGUGCCCACAGAUAUGGGCAGGCCUCUGACUAUGACUCCCUCGCAUAUGCCUCUCCCCUCGACGCAAACCCAGGUUCCCGUCCUCAAUCACUCCCCGGACCCGCGAAAUAUAGCCCCUUCGUUAACACCGAUCGAUAACAUGCACCAGAGCUACUCCAGUAUGGCACAUCACCCCCAAGUAAUCAUGGAUUUUGCGCCAUACAGGAGGAAGCCGACCAAAUCCUCGAAGAGUGGACGCUCCAGUAGGUCGGGGAAAAGGUCCCGCGCGCCCAGCCGGAAUGUCGCGAAGCGCGCCGACGUGGCCUCCGUGGGCGCCGAGCAGGCGUCGGCGGACACCACCUCGCCGAAUUCGAAGACGCUCGGUAGGAACAUCACCUUAAAACCCGGCGCCUCCGAACAAGAUCGGUACAUAUUGCAGCUAAGGUGCGAGAUGGACAACGACAAGGGGAAGGGCAUAUGGGAGGAAAUCACAAAGAAGUACGAGGAGCGGUUUGGCAAGAGGAGGCAGGAGUCGCUCCAGAUGAACCUAACUCGAGCUGUAUUAAAAUUCGUGCAGUGGCCGGCCUUCGAGGACGAGGCCCUGAUACACGCUGUCGAGGAGCUAGAUAAGCGCCGCUACUCAGACUUGGCGAAGCUGAUGAAGGAGAAGUACGGAGGCUGCCAGGCCUGGGAGUGGAAAGAGGGACACAUCCUGAAGCGAUUAGUCGAGCUCGGCCUGGAAGAAUUCGACUCGGAAGACGUGAACAAGCCCCGGCGCAAGAAGAGGACGGCGGCCAAACGACCGGGCGACAAGCAGUCGUGGGCCAACCCCAGCGUCGCCUUCCCCUACGAGGAAGACACCCGCACGGUGACCUCGGAGCAGGAGAAGUACAUCCUGGAGAACUACUGCAAGCAGGAAGCGGAGUCGCCCAGCGCGGACAUGAUGCACGGCCUCGUGGAGCACCCGGGCUCGCUGUCCGCCCGGGGGAGCGUGGACCGCGACCCGUCGGAGAGCCACAGCGAGCGGGUGGCCAAGCAGGCCUGCGACGAGAUCCUGUCCAAGAGGAACGAGCAGAUGUACGGCGUGCUCGCGAUGGACGGCCGCCACCACCAGAUGUCGUAG